Lichtheimia ornata is the source of this 1647-nucleotide messenger RNA. RefSeq lists its product as uncharacterized. Lineage: Eukaryota; Fungi; Mucoromycota; Mucoromycetes; Mucorales; Lichtheimiaceae. The record is from RefSeq and is a predicted model, not a curated record. The coding region runs from base 1 to 1647 and encodes 548 amino acids. Gene Ontology annotation, biological process: protein sumoylation. Gene Ontology annotation, molecular function: zinc ion binding; SUMO ligase activity. The transcript is spliced from 8 exons.
AUGGUGCCCAUAACCCCGGAACACAGGGCACGGCACCUUACUCGACCGCUUUUGGCGCUCCGUGUGGAAGAGCUUAAACGGGUCUUGAGAGAUUUCAGUUCACUCUUUGGUGGAUUACGGCAAACGAAGGGGACCAAAGCUGUAUUGGUGGCACGCAUUGAGAGCAUCGUGGAGACAAGGCUAGCCAACAAUGAGACAAACAGGAUCCUACCGGCUCUCAGGAUAAUGAAUCGGCAUAGUCCUCUAUCACAAUGGGUGUAUCAUAAUCAGACCGUAUACAACAUGCGCAUGCUUAGUCAAGAAGAAAAAUCAAGGAUUCCUCAAAGUGCGCUUCAAGCAACUCGUCCAGAACCAAUAUCACCUGCUGACAGCCUUCGUGUCCAAGCAUCACAAUAUACCAAUCGACCAUCAUCACAACGACCAAUCUCACAGCAAGGUUCACCCCCAACCGCUCCACCGAUCGCAUAUGCACCCAACGUCCACUUUAUACCAAAUGAAUUUUAUCGUCCCUUGGUGCGUGUCACAACACCGUUGAUCUGUUAUGAAUCAUAUACUGGAGCAAGAAAGCGAGUAAUCAAAUUCAAGCUUAUCCAAGAGCAUCAGGACAUAUUGGCAAAACCUCAUCACGAACUUCGUCUCACGUGUGGUGUCCUGAAAAAGAGCUACAACCUGCAUCAAGUUGUUCCUUUGGAAUAUCCACCUGUAUGCGAACUUUUAGUCAACGGUCAGCGUGUUGGCAUUCCAGGUAUUCGUGGUUCGAUCAGUAAGCUUCCAGCAGCAGUGAAUCCACCCAACAUCACCAAGUUAUGCAAGAUCAAUGGCGACAAUACAAUCGAUGUGACGUAUGGAUGUGCAGUUCAGAAAUAUGCGAUAGCUGUUGAGAUCGUGGAACACAAAUCAGUCCCAAUGCUCGUCCAAGAAAUGCGAGAAUCUCGUUUGUUAUUGAAGCAGCAGGUCAUACAGCAAUAUCAACAACAGCGACAGGAUGCCGACAUCGUACUAGAAGCGGAAAUGCUAUCUCUAAAAUGCCCGCUUGGGUUUACACGCAUUACAGCUCCAUGUCGAUCAAGAUCAUGCCGUCAUAUGCAAUGUUUCGAGGCGACUACAUUUUUAUCGAUGAAUGAGCAAACACCAACAUGGACGUGCCCCGUUUGCAACCGCAAAAUCAAUUCGAUUCAGGAUCUGGUGAUUGAUGGAUAUUUCGAUGACAUUUUAUCGACAGUGGGUGAAGACGUUCAAAGUGUUCGCAUCGACCCUGAUGGCCAGCUACAGCUCUUGGAAGAUAACAACACGGAUGCAAAGUCUUUUGAAACCUCCGUACGGGAUACGAGUGAGAGUGCAGUUAUUAUUCUUGAUGACGAUGACGAUGAAGUGGAUACAACGCCGGCACAGGAACCUGGCAUUGGCGAUAAAAGACCCCAUGAAGAUGAUGUUGCUAUCGAUUCCGCCACUCGACAAAGAACGGACGUUCAUCCACAGGUGAUUGAUCUGACAUUGAGUGAUGAUGAAGAAGAGGUCGAUGCUGCACAAGGACAACAACAACAACAACAACAACAACAACCAUUGACAACAAUGCCGCCAUCCUCGUCAUCAACAACACAAACUUUAAUAACAUUGCAUUUACCAGCCCCCGGUACAGCCAUAUAA